AUGACGACGGUCAUUGAGUCAUCUGGCGGAAUUUCUGGUGUCCGGGUGACAGUGAGCGGGCCACAACCUGCUGCAAAGUCUACUCCAGUAAAAUGGGAGGGAGCUGGUUUCAUUAACAACAUUGCAUACACCAAGGAAGGUUUGCAUGUUUGGAGAGCUUACGGAAUUGGCUCUGGGAAAUUUGUACCCUGGAGCAACUUCCGCCAACAAGUUGGGAGUCUUCCUCAGCUAAACAAACAGAAACGGAGUUCUAGUGCUAAAGUAUCUUUCCAAACUGCCAAAGCUAGGAGUAAACCAAAGCAAAAACCGGUUUUAGAAGAGGCUCCACAGAACAGAAAUAACAGCGACGACGAUGAAAGCUGUAACGGCGAAGGAAGCGAUCUGUUUUUCUGUCCAGAAGAGGGAUGUCACAUGCGUCAAGUCCUUUGUACAAUACUGAUCGCUGGAAAACAUCUGGACUGUGGUUAACACACGGCAAGUAUGCCCUGGAACAGGAAACGCUGUAUAACAAGGCAAUUACCACGUACGUCACCAAACUGGAGCGUGGUCCUGGCGUCCUACCAGAAAUAGUUGAUGAUGGUGCAUCUAUGUCAGUGGAGGGUGAUGGCUCCGUGCUACCGAUGGGAUGGGCUUUUAAGUCAGCAGGAGUACAAAGAAAGAAUCUCACGGUGGCGCAGAAAAACUAUCUGACUGAAGUCUUUCAAGCUGGAGAACGCACUGGGCAAAAAGCAGAUCCAACUAGCGUCUCAAAGGCAAUGCGA
This is a messenger RNA of Porites lobata, 761 nucleotides long. The record is from the annotation of a GenBank genome assembly. Lineage: Eukaryota; Metazoa; Cnidaria; Anthozoa; Scleractinia; Poritidae.